This is a messenger RNA of Hansenula ciferrii, 1398 nucleotides long. RefSeq lists its product as uncharacterized. The transcript has a single exon. Bases 1 to 1398 code for a protein of 465 amino acids. NCBI's taxonomy places the organism in Eukaryota, Fungi, Ascomycota, Saccharomycetes, Phaffomycetales, Wickerhamomycetaceae. The record is from RefSeq and is a predicted model, not a curated record. Gene Ontology annotation, cellular component: trans-Golgi network. Gene Ontology annotation, biological process: Golgi to plasma membrane protein transport.
AUGUUGAUGUCUGGAUGUUUUGAUAAGAUUAUACUUUGUUAUUAUAAGGAAGGCAAAGUACACGAAACAUUUAUUAACAUUGAACAACAGGAUCAAUUAAGCACAAUUGAGUUGAUUACAAUUGUCAUGAACCAUUACAAAUUCUCCAUAAAUCUCAUCCCUUCCAUAGGUUUCAAUGAUAUUACACUUGGUUCUUCAUUAUAUGAUGUAUUAAAUCAAUUAACUUCACAAGGAUAUCAUUUAAAUUUAAUAUUUAGUUCCAAAAAUCCUAUAAAUGUUCCAUAUAUUAUAUUCAUUAAGGAAUUAUCUACAAGAUUAAUAUUCAAUGGAUCAAAUCAAAUAUUACAAUUUAUUGAAUUCACAAGUUUCCAAAAUUUAAGAUUACAUUAUCAAAAUCAUAAAAUAUCUUCAUUAGGUUUGAAAACAAUUUAUAAUAAUUCAUUUGGUCCAACUUAUCCUGGUGAAAUUGAUGGUUCAAUUUAUAUUCUUUCUUAUCCUGGUAUUUCAUUUAGAUUCAAGAUCCCUCAAACAAUAAAAGAUCAAGAACAAGAUCAAAAUAAAAUAUUUAUCAAGAUAUUAGAUGAAAAUAUUGAAUUUGAUACUUUGGUUAUUCAUAAUGAAAAAAAUUGGAAUGAUGUUUAUGAAAAAAUUAUUAAUAUAAAUCAAGAUGGCUAUGAAUUAUUUGAUAAUAAAGAUAUUAAACCAAGGAUUAAUAAACCAUCAUCAGAUAUUUCAAUUGAUAGGAUUGAUAUAAAUAUGCCAAAGGGCAAAAUAUUAAUAAAUUUUAAUGAUUCAACCAAACCAUUUGAAAUUGAAAUAAACAAGACUUAUCAACAAGAUAUCUUGUUAAAAUUAGGACCACCUGAUGAUAUUUUCAUUAAAAAUGAUUCAAGAUUAAAAAUUCAUCAAACUAAUCAAACAUCAGAUUCUGAAGUCUUCCAUAAUUAUUUUAAAUUUGGUAUUGAUAUCUUAUACAACAUUUCAUCAAAAAAUGGCUCAAGAGUUAAAAAAUUUAUAAUUCAUAAUAAUUUACCAAAUUCUUUAAAUUUUCAGAAGUAUAAGAAAUGUAUUUGGAGAAUGUUAGGAUAUCCCCAACAACCUCAAACAACAUCAGAAGAUAACUGGGACUGGAUCAGGGAUAAAAAUCAAUUCAUAACAUCAGAAAUGUAUUUCAAUGAAAUUCCUAAAAAUUAUAAAACUAAUGGUUCGAAUUUACCUAUAAUUUUGAAUAGAUUUGAUUUAAUUAAUAACUUGGAUCAAUCAAUUGAAAUUAUUGAUGAUAUGGAUGAAAAGGGAGAUCAGGGGGAUAAUCAUGGUCAAUCUUUGAUUUAUGCUUAUAAAAGAUGUAUUUGGGAAAUUAUUGAUAAUGCUGCUAUUAAUAGUGUGACUUUGUACUAG